AUGGCGAGUCGCUACGCGCGCAAGAGCUCGAGCCUCCGCGCCGCCACGCGCUGGCUCGUGGACGAGAUGGAGUCCAUCGAAGCGCUCGCUGCGCCCCGACGCGUACCUGCGAUCGACACCGUCGCCAGCAAACAAAAGCUCCGCGCGCUGGGCGAGUUCUUCCCGUUGGUGGCCGUCGACGUGCGGCGUGACGUGCUCGUGGCCGCCAACUACCGCGAAGACGUGGCCGCCGCCAUGUUGGGCGACUUGACGCUCGGGUCCGUUGCGGCGCACUCGACGCCCGCGGAGCUGCUGUUUGUGGACCUGCACGCAGACGAAGACGCGGUCUCGGAGCUCGCCGACGAAGAGGACUGGAGCGAAGUGGCGGCUGCGAGCAACGGCAGCGAGGCGUGGGUCGUGGUCCGGGACGACUGGGAGGUCGUGGACAAGGACGGGGAAGCGGUGCGCACGUUUGCCGACGUGCUGCGGAAUGAGUCGCCGGUAAUGGCAGCGACGCGCGCAGCGCAGGCAAAGCCGCGACCGGCGCUACUGUCGGGGGCCACGCACGCGCGUGUGCCCAAGAGCGACUCGAGGGACGUGGCACUGCCCGCGUAUGAACUGGAGCGCGGCGUCAAGUCGUUUGGCGCACGGAAGCGCCACUUGAUCCAGCACCACCGGUAG
Messenger RNA from Hyaloperonospora brassicae, 660 nucleotides. The record is from the annotation of a GenBank genome assembly. NCBI's taxonomy places the organism in Eukaryota, Oomycota, Peronosporomycetes, Peronosporales, Peronosporaceae.